AUGGAAGCUAAAUCCCUCGCGGCGUCUCUCGGUGGUGACCGUUUAUUGAUAUUCCCGACCUAUCCUCGUUCUUCCUUCGUUUCUACAACACGGCUCUCUCGCCUGCCGCUGAAGCGUACGUGUGUCGUUGGUGUUGCCUCUUGUUCCGGUGCCGAUGGCUACCGUCGCUUGUCUCUGACUCGGUGGAAUCCGGUUGUUUCGACUCGCCGACUCGUCCCUGUUCGUGCAAUUGACUCUGACCUCCCUCACCCGAUUCAGCAGGCAUCUUCAGGUUUGGGCAAAAUUAAGGAAUACGAAGAAUGGGAUUCAUGGACGGCCAAGUUCUCCGGUGGAGCAAACAUCCCAUUUCUGAUGCUGCAAUUGCCACAGAUUAUCCUCAAUGCCCAGAAUCUUAUGGCGGGAAAUAAUACCGCCCUUUUGGCUGUCCCAUGGCUGGGGAUGUUGACUGGUUUGUUAGGAAACCUUUCGUUGCUUUCGUAUUUCGCUAAGAAGAGAGAAAAAGAAGCAGCUGUGGUGCAAACACUGGGAGUGAUCUCUACCUACAUUGUGCUUGCGCAGCUCACAAUGGCUGAAGCAAUGCCUAUGCAAUCUUUUAUUGCUACUUCGGUCAUUGUGACGAUUGGUCUCGUAUUGAACUGUUUGUUCUAUUUCGGUAAGCUUAGCAUCACGGUGUGGCGACUAUGGGAAGACUUUAUCACUAUUGGUGGACUCUCCGUUCUUCCUCAAAUCAUGUGGUCGACUUUUGUCCCCCUUGUACCAAACAGUAUUUUGCCUGGGACAACUGCUUUUGUUAUUGCUGUAGCGGCUGUAAUUAUGGCUCGAACUGGGAAACUCUCGGAGGAAGGUGUUAGGUUUGUCGGGUCUUUAUCUGGAUGGACAGCGACACUUAUGUUCAUGUGGAUGCCAGUUUCUCAAAUGUGGACAAAUUUUCUAAACCCAGAAAACAUUAAAGGCUUAUCAGCGAUCACAAUGGUACUCGCGAUGAUGGGGAAUGGGCUUAUGAUUCCACGAGCACUAUUUAUCCGUGAUUUGAUGUGGUUUACUGGUUCCAUAUGGGCAACUCUCUUUUAUGGAUAUGGAAACAUUCUUUGCUUAUACAUGUUGAACUGCACGAGCAAAUCAUUCUUCGCAGCCGCCACAAUUGGUUUGAUCUCAUGGAUAGGACUAGCUUUGUGGAGAGAUGCAGUGGCUUAUGGUCACAACUCGCCGUUUAGUUCUUUGAAGGAACUGGACGCUUGGCGUGUUUGUCAUCCGGAUUUCAAGCGACCUUUCUCUUCUCUCGAAGACGCUUGCGAAAGGUUAUUGCCUUAUCAUGUAGUAGCAGAUUACGAAGCAGAAGAGGAUGAUAGAAUCCUUGAUUCAGACCCAACAGGUCAGGCCCUAUCCCGCUCUCAGCAGUGGGAUAACAACAUUGCUGCUAAAGUUGCUGAAUUCACGGCAACGUUUGAGAAGCAAGCCCUAGCCUUUAACAUAAUUACUCGAAAGAGAGCAAUGGGAGAAUUCAGAUCUGAGGAAAGGUUGAUGGUAGAACAAGCUUUGCUACAAGAAGAAAGAAAGGCGUUGUUUGAACUGAAAGCAGAAAUGGAUAGGGAGAAAGCUGGCCAGGAGGCUAAGCUGCGAAUGGCGGCUUUGGCUCAGGCAGGACAGUCACAAUCCCAUGCCGAGAUUAUGGCUCGUAACCCAUUGAGGGCUAAUGCGGUUGGGAAUCAGGGCAGCAAUAUUCAGCUAAGCCAUGAGAUGGGAGAACAGGGACGUAACAUGAACCCCGAUGAGGUGAUGAAUGGAUGGGGAAACAACAGCCAGAAAGACGAAAAAGAACCCUCAGAAGAUUUCUUGAAUGAUGAGGAGAAUGAGAAUGGAGAGACGGCUGAACAAGAAAACUGGCGUGAAGCAGGAGAAUUUGAUUUGAAUAGCCGAUAA
Molecule: messenger RNA, 1920 nt
Organism: Arabis nemorensis
Lineage: Eukaryota; Viridiplantae; Streptophyta; Magnoliopsida; Brassicales; Brassicaceae
Source: the annotation of a GenBank genome assembly